GGUUCAAAUAGUCUACAUUUUAUUUUUUAAUAAGGCUUCAUCCAGUUUUCACUUACUGAAGUCUUACAGAAGAUGUUCUGUGUUACUUGAGUUUAAACGCACCACAGAGUGUGUUUACCUUUUUCUUUAGGAAAAGUAUUCCGGAAACGAAACCCUGACUAAUAGGAAGUGAUUAUUUGUGAACCAGAAGCUUGAUGUCACCAAGGCCUGGGCGGAUUGGCUUCAGGAUGCAAGAGUAGUGUGUGGAGAAGUGAGCCCAGUGAGAUCUAGACGAAGAACCUGUAAAGUGAGGCCCCCUGCAAUAGGAAGAGUAAGAGUCUGAGAGGUUUUUUAGUAGAAGUCUUGGGGAGCAUUUUUAUUGGUGAAAAAAAUGACUACUCUUGAAAGUUUAGAAACCAAAGUCAUCCUUACUUCAUCCCCAAUUCGAGGAGCGGGAGAUGGAAUGGAAACUGAGGAGCCACCUAAAUCUAUUGAAGUUACUCCUGGAAUCCUACCUAUAAAGCAUCACAUCCUUCCAAGUCCACGAAAGAAAGCAGUUCCAUCAGAGAGCCCAGGCGUUCUUCAGCUAGGGAAGAUUCUCGCUGAAAAAGCAGUGGAAGUCGAAGCUGUAAGAAUAUUAGUUCCCAAAGCCGCUAUAACCCAUGAUAUACCCAACAAAAAUGCAAAGGUUAAGUCUCUGGGACAUCAUAAAGGAGAAUUCCUUGGCCAGCCAGAGGGAGUUGAAGAACCCAGAAAGGAACUAUCUGAGGUAAAGAAUAUAUUGGAAAAGCUCAAGAACUCUGAAAGGAGGUUACUACAGGACAAAGAAGGUCUUUCAAACCAGCUCAGAGUACAGUCAGAGGUCAAUCGUGAGUUGAAAAAGCUGCUGGUGGCUUCUGUUGGGGAUGAUCUUCAAUAUCACUUUGAACGUCUAGCCCGUGAGAAAAAUCAGCUUAUUUUAGAAAACGAAGCCCUAGGUCGAAACAUAGCUCAGCUUUCCGAACAGUUAGAACGGAUGUCGAUACAGUGUGAUGUGUGGCGAAGUAAAUUCCUUGCAAGCAGGGUUAUGGCAGAUGAGUUAACCAACUCCAGAGCAGUUUUACAGCGUCAAAACCGUGAUGCACAGAGUGCUAUACAAGAUCUCCUGAGUGAACGGGAACAGUUUCGUCAGGAUAUGAUAGCUACGCAGAAGUUGUUGGAGGAGCUCUUGGUCUCCUUGCAGUGGGGAAGAGAGCAAACUUACUACCCUAACGCGCAACCUCACAGCACAGCAGAACUAGCAUUAACAAAUCACAAGUUGGCAAAAGCAGUAAAUUCUCAUCUUCUGGGAAAUGUUGGCACUAAUGGUCAAAAAAAGUUUCCAUCAACAGUUGAAUUCUGCAGCACCCCAGCAGAAAAAAUGGCUGAAACGGUUCUACGCAUUUUGGAUCCAGUAACUUGUACAGAGAGCUCACCUGAUAAUCCAUUUUCUGAGUCUUCACCAACCACCUUACUUGCUACAAAGAAAAAUAUUGGACGAUUUCAUCCCUAUACAAGAUAUGAAAAUAUAACUUUCAAUUGCUGCAAUCACUGCCAGGGAGAACUUAUUGCCCUUUAACAGUCAGUAUGUUGGAGGCACACUAUAGAGUCAUUAUUAUUUGGCAGCUGGGGUUCUUUUAAUCCUAGAAGUAUUAUCACUUUCUAUUUAAAUAAUAUAUAUCACCAAAGAUGUUUCAUGUACUGGACUCCGGAUUACCCUUUCUUAAUAAAUAUCUCAGGGUAA
Kogia breviceps (pygmy sperm whale) is the source of this 1741-nucleotide messenger RNA. RefSeq names its product basic leucine zipper nuclear factor 1 (gene BLZF1). The record is from RefSeq and is a predicted model, not a curated record. Lineage: Eukaryota; Metazoa; Chordata; Mammalia; Artiodactyla; Physeteridae. Gene Ontology annotation, biological process: Golgi to plasma membrane protein transport; Golgi organization. Gene Ontology annotation, cellular component: Golgi membrane.